Molecule: messenger RNA, 3191 nt
Organism: Xenopus laevis (African clawed frog)
Lineage: Eukaryota; Metazoa; Chordata; Amphibia; Anura; Pipidae
Gene: tnfsf12.S
Exons: 15
Coding region: 919-2562 (547 amino acids)
Source: RefSeq, a predicted model, not a curated record
GAGAAAUCUGACUUUAAAUAGCAGAAUUUUGCUCCGAUACAAGGGGAGAGCAGUACUAACUGUGAGAAUAUUGUUCUGUCUCACCUCUUCGUGCAGCAUUCUCUCUCUCUCUCUCUCUCUCUCUCUCUCUCUCUCUCUCUCUCUCUCUCUCUCUCUCUCUCUCUGUCACUCUCCCUCCCGCCUCUCUCAUUUUUUUCUCUCCCCUCCCUCCUUCUGUCUCUCGCUCUCUGUUUCCUGUCAUUUUUUUAACUUCUCACUGGACGAAGCCCAGGAACCAGAAGAAAACACAUAGGCAUCUCCUACCAGCUGAGAUCCAGUGCUCCUCUCAUUCUCUCUACCUGCCUGGCUCCAACCCACCUCCACCAUCCAAAUCCUACUACUGGGAAUCCUGAGCUCCGUCUGACUCUCGUCUUUUUUUGCCCCAGGCACAUUAUUUUUGGCUCAUAUUUAUAUCCAAUAAAAGCCUAUAGCCCACUUUAAUAGUCACUGGAUGACAUCCAAGGGGCCCAACAAGAUGAUGGUUGUCCAUCCAACUUAUGUCACAUCUUUCCAGGAUGCCGUAAUCUUUUUGAGAAGGAAUCCGGGUCAUAUAUGGUUUCAAAUCCUAUUCCUGUUUGUGGAUCUGGUGUAUAUGGAUCUCUAAGUCAUGUUGGUAUCCAGGAAUUUGUUCUGUCCAAUCAAUUCUUCUCCCAGUCCUACUGGAUAUUGAACCUCUAACUGAUCUACUUGUACAGCCCUGGCCUGCAAAGCUGCCAUUGUCAUUUAUUCCAAUUUACGGCAACCAUGGAAUUAGUCGAUUUAAUGGGAUUUAAAUAUCAUUUUGAAAGCCAAAUGUUUGGAACUGACACAGAUUUUGGACAGAUUUAUCACAGUUGGAAAGAGUAAAGAAGAAUUAACUUGUAGAGAAGGAAAUUGACAAUGACUCGCUGGCGUAAAAGAGGAGCCGGGAAACGCACUCUGCUCCUACUUAUCCUCUUGGCUCUGGUACUAGGGGGCACAGCGCUCUGCUUAGCCUUUGUCAACCUGUUACUGACCACCACAGAAUGGGGCAAGAGUCUACACCAUGGACAGGUGCUAUUGCAUCAGGAUUUAUCCCGCCAACAGCUGGACGCUGAGACUCAGAUCUAUUAUCAGAAUGUGUGGGAGAAGCAGCAGUAUCUGUAUCAGAAGCUGAGGGAAAAGAGCCGGCCCAGACGUGCAGCAAAGGACAAGAAGAAACGUAAACCACUGCUGUAUGCAGCUCAUUUUGAAGUCAGAUCACCCAAAGGAUCAGGUCAGACACAGAUGGAUGCAGACAAAAAUGGUACAAUCCUGCAUUGGGUUGAGGUUCCUCUGAAUUCCAGCAGCCCAAUCAAGUAUGAUGGCAAGAGGGGUGAGUUCAUCGUGAACCAGAGAGGACUGUACUAUCUAUAUUGUCAGGUUCACUUCAAUGAGGCCAGAAGUGUCUACAUAAAGCUCGACAUCCUUCUAGAUGGUUCUUUGAUCUUUCGUUGCCUGCAGGAAUUCUCCACCACUGCUGCCAGCAUCCAUGAUCCAAAGGUGAAAACUUGCGCUGUGUCAGGCCUUCUCUCCUUGCGCCCCAACGCAUCUCUCCGUCUCCGCACUAUCCCAGAUGCAAGUCUUAGAGUCGACCGAUUCCUGACCUACUUUGGACUCUUCCAGGUCUGGGACAUGAGCACCCAGACCCCACGUAUUACUGACACAACUUUCUUUUCCUUCAUUCUCUCGUUCUGUUCAUCGAUCCCUUCAUUCUUCUGGAUUCUGCUGUCCCCCCCUCGACUUGCCAACUUGCUUUACCCUUUGCAGCAACUGCUGAGCAUUGAGAUUCAUUGGCUGCCAAAAGACGAAAAAGCCGAAGCUGGAAUCCUGAUGUCCCACAUGGUGACUUGUGAAUCUGUUAGCCUGGCACGGGGACUCUGGGGGGGCACAGGAGCCUGGCUGGGGGUCCUCGUUUGCUUCAUUGCUCUGAUGUGCCAGUCAAUCCACAUUGGCAACCUCCAGGUGGAGCUCUCCUUGAUGAGGAAAACUCAAGAGGAACCGAGGCCGGAGGUGAAAAAGCAGCACAAUACAAAGGAAGAAGGCCUGUCAAUUUGCCUCAGACAGAAGAGAGACCUCACAAAAGCCAGGAGGUCAAGACAUCACGGAAGUCAUUCGUAUGUUCACCUGGUGCCUGAUCGUUUCUUUACUAAUGAGGCACUGGAUUCCACCAUCAUCUCCUGGAAAGUGUCUAUGAAGGAAGGGCGAGCUUUUCAGGCUCGAGAUGCUAAUGUGACAGUGAUAAAUUCUGGGAUAUACUUAGUAUAUAGCCAGGUUCUGUACAAUGAUUCCAGAUUCACGAUGGGACACUUGAUAACACGUGACGGGGUCUUUGUAGGAGAGGAGGUGCUACUACGCUGUGUGCAAAACAUGCCGCCCAACCAGAGCUUGGCGUAUAACACCUGUUACAGUGCUGGAGUUUUCCGCCUCCAAAAGGGGGAUUCCAUUAGCCUUCUCAUACCAAGAUCAAAUGCCAAUCUGGACGCCAGAGGAGAAGCCACCUUCCUUGGUCUUGUCAGGCUUUAAAUAGUAUAAAGUGUCUGGCACUUUGACUGUCCAUUUCCCUGAGAAGAGUGGAGAGUACCUCUGCAAGCGGCUCUUUGUGCCCUAAAGCCAAUCCAUUAUAAACUGAGCAGUAGCAAAAUCCCAGAACUGAUCAACACAAGAGACUUAAGUCCAUGUUGUGCACCAUUUUAGUAUUCAGUAUUGCCUGCGACUCCUAUUACAAAGGUGGUACCACGCUGAGAUCUGCAAUGGCUGAGGAAAAAUUGCUUUGCAUCCAGGAGGUCCAGUCUAGAAGAACACAUGGAUGGAGAAGGACAAUGAUUAUGUGAAACCUCUGUAGCCCACUGUGUAAGAGGAUGAAAGCAACAGCCCGGUAGAGACAGACUACUCCUUUAUCACACCUCUUGGAUCUAGAAUAGGAAGCAACUCAACUAACCAAUGGGAUAAGCAGGGUAUCAUAAUGUGCAAGGACCAUAGCCGGCUGGGAGUGGUGAGAAUGGAUGAGAGAAGAUGAGAUAGAAGUGCAUUUUAUGGGGGAAACACAACUAAUAUUAUUCUACUUUAUUAUAUUGGUUUAUUUUUCAUGUAUUGUAAAUAUAUGACCAUCACAAGCCUUGUAUUCACCCCAAUAAAUCUAUUUUGGACAUUCA